AAUUGAUGAUCUGACGGUCUGAUUUCAUUGUCUCGCAACGGGGACUGUGGGAAAGAAAUCUGCUUGAAUUUAAGAGCAUCAUCUGAAUUGGACAAAGCGAUGGUUCGGGUGCACUGAGACACGAUGUGACAACAAAAAGUCAUGGAUGUUUCGCUGUGAUCGGCAUGGCAGCUCCAUUCCCGUCCAGUAGCAGCAUGGAUUCAUGGCCACAGAGGCGUGGCCUCCAGACUAUGAACCUGCGGUCAGUAUUCACAGUGGAGCAGCAGAUGAUCCUGGAGCGUUACUAUGAUAAUGGGAUGACCAAUCAGAGCAAGGCUUGUUUCCAGCUAAUACUGCAAUGUGCUCAGGAGGCCAAACUAGACUUCAGUGUUGUCCGGACGUGGGUUGGAAACAAAAGGCGGAAACUUGCAUCUAAGGGAGAUCUGAAUGGAGGCUUGUCUCAUCCCUUACCUAGUCAUGGACUUGCUGGGGCACUGUUGUCCAGUCACUCAUUAGCUCAAGGAGCUCUGUCCAAUCAUGGGCUGUCUGCAGCAACAUUGCUCCCAGCUGAACUCGCUGUCGUACGGAAUAUCCAUAAUCGUGCGCACCUUCUCCCUCCAUCAUCUUCCUCUGCUUCUUCUCCCUCUCCUAUCAGCAGUGGGAACAAUAACAACAAAAAUGACGUCAUACAGACCAGUAUUUACUCCCAGAACUCCAACACUCGCCCCCGGCCAAAACCCACAGGUUCCCUACAGUCAGAUACUGAGCUCUCACCUCUCCCUCCCUGCUCCUUACUCAGUAAGGCUGUGCAAAGUAGAACUACCUGCAGCUCCUUGUCUCUUCACUCCAAGCUUGUGUCACUCUCUCAGAAUUUGCCUUCCCUCACGUCUGCCUCUGCGUCUCUGGUCUACACUGCUGGAAGGGACAUGAAAACAAGUUUGUCCCUCAGGGAUGUAGGAUUGACUGCAGGGGUAGGAGGCCUACCUCCCAGCUGGACUCGACCAUAUGGCACUGCACAGACUCAGACAUGGCCCUCUUCCCCUCAGUCCCAGGCUCAACUUCAGCCCAGGUCUGAGACCAAUCCGCAACCACCUGCCCCAGCCCCACAGAAAACCCGUCUGUCCCUCCCACUCCAAAACUCGAGUCCUACCUCAGAGCAGACACCCUGCGUCCAGCAGAUGUUCACGAUAGCAGAAAGAAGUGAGGGCAUCAGAAAUAAGUCUGGACUGGGUUUUGCUUUAAAAGCCCAGGAAAUGCAGAGGCCAGUUCCACGCACUUUGGAUACCAGUCAUAACUUCUCCAUUGCCAUGGAAACCGCAGAUGAAGAAGAUGAGUGGCAAAGGGAAGAAGAGUUGGCAAACAUGGCUGCUCAGAAUAACAUCCAUCAGGAGCAGAGAACGUCUUUGGUAAAAGGGAGCCACUCAUUGACUACGGCCCACUCCCCAAAUCUGCUGAUUAAUAGCAACUCAACUCAUCAGGGCUGCUACUCCUUCACACAAACCUCACUUUCUGGGGAUGACAGCUCACAGACUUCAAUCAGUGCUGCCACUUGGGUUAUCAGCAACUCCAGAAAAAGAACAUUGCAGGAUCGCACCCAAUUCAGUGAUGGGGAUAUCAUUGAACUGAAACGCUACUGGGACAGGGGCAUGACCAGCCUGGGCUCAGUGUGCAGGGAAAAGAUCACUGCUGCAGCAAACCAGCUCAAUGUAGAUACUGAAAUAGUUAAGACAUGGAUUAGCAACAGACGAAGGAAGUACCGUCUCAUGGGUAUUGAAAUACCCCCGCCUAAAGGUGGGCCUGCUGUAUUCACAAACACGAGUUCCCCCAGAGGUGACUCGCCGGUGGCAUUUAGCCCCGAAGAAGAUCGUCUUCGAACACCCGAAUUCGGAGAUGACUUGAAUGACGGGGUAUCUCUCUGCCUCUCUGAAGAUAGCACCCCUGACUCACAACAGAGAGAUGAAAAUGGAGUGAAUGUGACUGGUGCUGCGCCGCUGGCCAAUGUGAAAGUUGAAGUGAUUGAUAAGGAUGAUGUGGAAGAUGACGACGAGGGUGAAAUGGUGCCCGUAGAUCUAGAGCAGAUGCAAAGCUUGCUUGAAUUCAAGCAUGAGGAAGUGCAGUUCUUAGAGAAUGAGCUAGAGAACCAAAAACAAAAAUACCUGGACCUUGCAAGCUUCACAAAUAGGCUGCUUAGUGCUCUGAGAAAUAAAGAUGUGGAAAAACAGCAAGAACUCAUUGCCAGUCUACCUCAGCCUUCGGACCCGGUGUGGGACAUGACCAAGGACAGAGGAACUCUGCCUGAUGUUGUGUCAGAAGAAAAGUCAUCCAAGUACCACAUUACUAUGACAACAAGUGGUAUUGAGCAUACGCAGGAGCUUACAGUCAAAGGCUCCCCAUUGAUGAACAUCAAAGACAAUUACAUUGAAGUUACUCAGCCCUCUGUAUCAGAGGAGCAAAUGCAAGGAGAGCAAGAAAAUGACUAAGUAUUUCGUAUACAGUAUACAACACCUCUGCACAAACAAAUGUUUCCAGAUGCUACACAGAAACGUAUUUUAAACAGGAGUCACUAACUAUUCAUCGUUACAAACACAUGCUUUGCGCCUAGUGCCUGUGGAUUGAAGGUUGUCUCAUUCAAUUCAUUUUUGAUGCACAUCAUUUGCCUUGCUCUUGUCAAGUCUGGAGAAAAGAAUAAAGAACUUCCAACUGA
Molecule: messenger RNA, 2683 nt
Organism: Hippocampus comes (tiger tail seahorse)
Lineage: Eukaryota; Metazoa; Chordata; Actinopteri; Syngnathiformes; Syngnathidae
Gene: hdx
Product: highly divergent homeobox
Exons: 11
Coding region: 165-2459 (764 amino acids)
Biological process (GO): regulation of transcription by RNA polymerase II
Molecular function (GO): RNA polymerase II cis-regulatory region sequence-specific DNA binding; DNA-binding transcription factor activity, RNA polymerase II-specific
Source: RefSeq, a predicted model, not a curated record